CUUCCGUAGCGUCUUCCAUAAGACCUGGCUGCCUCUCCUCCUUCCAGUGUCCUUAGUGCUCACCACACCGCAGUGGCCUGACACCACCCUGGAAUUUCCACCAUCUACUGGAGAACAUAGCCCCAGCUUGUGUGUGGAUAACCAUCUCUCUAAAUGUUCGACUGACAGGCACCCAGAGACCCAACUGCUGCAAAGACCAUGUCUGUUCUCACCAUCUUCAGAUAGAGUGGAUGGCUCUUCCCUCAUUCAUCUGAUUACUUCUUUUUAUAACUUGAAAGCAAAACAAGUCCAUCAUGCCUUUAAAAAUGGGAGUUUUCCUUGUAAUGUUGCUGUUUGUCUUCCAAGCCACCUGGAUUAAAGAGCUGAAUUGUGAAGAUACUUUUUCUGUCCAAUCCAUCAAUUCAAGACACUUGAUAGAACUCUUAAGAACGGCCAAACAAACAUCGCAUGUAAGGACGAUAUUUGACCUGGAAAGACAUCGGACGAAAAGGUCAACGUUUUUCCACACAGGGGUGAAGGUCUGUCCUCAAGAGACAAUACGUGAGGUGAUUGCUAGCCAUCAGGCUUACUACAAACUGAGAGUUUGUCAGGAGGCAGUGUGGGAAGCUUUCCGGAUCUUCUUCGACAGGAUCCCUGGGACAUCCGAAUAUCAACAGUGGGUCGGAUUGUGUCAGCGUGAGUCCUUAUGCAUCGCUGACCUGGCCCAGAACUUCAGCAACGCCCAGGAGCACCUCAACAUGGUGUACAGGAGAGUGAGUUUGCGGGACGAGAGACAGAGACAACGGGGACGGGAGGUGCCUACAGUCAAACCUGUGGUGACCACAACAAAGGUUCCUGAAACAACAGGUGCAGAUACAGAGCUUCCCAACGCCUUACCUGAACAACCAUUGGAACAGGUGGUGGAGUUCAGCAUUACCAUAGUGGAUCCAGGCUACAGUGAGCUUCUGAAUGAUCCGAACACUGCCCAGUACCAUGACCUCACGCGUCACCUGCGUGACCAGAUGCAUGAUGUUUUUGACAAGCUUCCAGGAUUUAAAGACAUCCAAGUGUUGGGAAUUAGGUCCGACGGCAUUUCUGUACGCUAUGUGCUAACCUUUGAGAUGGACGCACAGGAAUCUAGUGAAGCUAGAAGUGACAGUGCAGAGACGGUUGAUCCAAGCUUGGCCUGGGAUGAUGGGAAAACAGAGUCCUUGCCUGAUGUCAGUCUGAAGGCAGCGGUGGCCAAAACCCUGAGCGAAGACACUUCCCUGCCAGUAGCACUUGAUUCCCUCAGCUUUGAGCCAGUGGAGAAGGAGAAUGCCCUUGAGACUCUUCUGGACCCCACAACUGUAUCAGAGGAAGAGGCAGAGCAGACUCAAAUGGAAACCACAGCCAAGUCAUUCAUAGAUGACAGCGAAUCAGCACAGCCUUCCAUCACGGUCCUGCCCACCAUCUCUGAGGUUGCCUUUGAUGACACGACAGAGGAGUCUGACCUCAUCUAUGUGAAUAAAUUUGAGCCAACAGACUCUUACCAGCUCACAACACAGGUGGUGGCUGGACCACACGAAGAAGAACUUAUUAUCACUCAUGAGCUUGAAUCCAUACAGGGGGGUACUGGUGAACUUACAAAAGAUGUUGUUCCAGCUAUUGAGCUUGAAGAAGACUCAGAGCCGCCCAAGGAGGAAACUAACAUCCUAAAACCUGAUGAGGAUACUGAUGAUCUUGAGUCUGAGGAGAAUCUUCCCCAUGUAGAGACCCUACAACCUGAAGUGGACCUGAGUGAACUUAAACCAGUGGAAGACAUUGAGACCCUUCAACCCAUGGAAGAUACUGACACCCGUCAACUUGAGGAGCAUACAGCUGGGUUUCUGCCCAAAGGAGAAACAGGUGAUCUUCAACUUGAAGAAGAUACAGGUAAUCUUCCCCCUCAGGAUGCUGAUACCCCUCAACUGGAAGAGGACAGCAAUGACCUACAACCUGAGGAAAACCCAGGUCACAUUCAGCUUGAAGAGAAUACAGGUAACCUUCAACCAAUUGAUGCUGAUAGCCUUCUGUCUGAAGAGGAUGCAAGUGCCAUUCAUCCCGAAGAGUACACAGAUGAUCUUCAUACUGUGGAGGACAUAGAAGACUAUCUUCCUAAAAUGGACGCAGAUGUUGUUCAGUCUGUCAAGGACAAUCAGCCUUCUGAAGAUGCAAAUGAACUCCAGCCUUCUACCAUUUAUCUUGAGGACAUUGAUUUUGAAGACCUUCAGACUGAAGAAGAACCUUCCACUAGAAGCGAGACCACUGCAAAGCCCUCCACCACAGAAGCAACAGUGACAGAGUUAACCGCUCCUGCCACACAAGAAGUGACUGAUAUUCCUGUGCCCAAAGAGGUUUCAUCAGCACCCCCUGAGAGUCUUGUGGUUCCUGAAGUGAUUGUUUCUGAAGAGGGUGAGGAGGACAACAUUGAAGUAAGAGUGCAAGACAUUGCAAGUGAACUGGACCGUAUGGAUGUGGUGAGCACUGAGACUUUUGACCUGUUAGGGUACGGCAGUGGUGACCCCUUCAUCAGUGAAGAACACCGGUUUGAGACAACCGCUCCCCCUCCCCUGAAAUACCUGACCACUCCCUCCAUGACCACGGCCAACAAGGGCAAAGAGUUAGUGGUCUUCUUUAGUUUGCGAGUCACCAACAUGAUGUUCUCCGAGGACCUCUUCAACAAGAACUCGUCAGAGUACCGAUCACUGGAGAACACCUUCCUUGAACUGCUACUCCCUUAUCUGCAGUCGAAUCUAACAGGAUUCAAGCAGCUGGAGAUUCUCAACUUCCGGAACGGGAGCGUCGUGGUGAACAGCAAGAUGAAGUUCGCCAAGUCCGUCCCCUACAACGUCACGCAAGCUGUGCACUGCGUCCUGGAGGAGUUCUGCAAUGCGGCCUACAGGCGCCUGGACAUUGAGAUUGAUAGCAGCUCUCUGGACGUGGAGCCUGCUGAUCAAGCAGAUCCUUGCAAGUUUUUGGCCUGCAACGAGUUUUCCAGCUGCGUGGCAAACAGACGGACCAGGGAGGCCCAGUGCCUGUGUGACCCCGGCUACGUCGCCAUGGACGACCUGCCCUGUCAGAGUAUCUGUAUCCUCCAGCCAGACUACUGCCUCAACGGGGGACGGUGCGAGAUAGUACCCGGUCAUGGAGCGGCUUGCAGAUGUCCCGUAGGUAGAUACUGGCACUUUCGUGGAGAACGCUGCUCUGAGCUGGUGACGCAGGCAGUAGACCCCUUCCUUUUCGUAGCCUGGCUUGUCGGGGCUCUCAUCUUUGUUUUCGCUGCGAUAGGUGUCUUGAUUAAAAGGGAGUGUAUACGGACCACACAGACAGUAAUGCUGGUGUAA
Anguilla anguilla (European eel) is the source of this 3344-nucleotide messenger RNA. Its product is annotated as interphotoreceptor matrix proteoglycan 1-like. The transcript has 14 exons. Lineage: Eukaryota; Metazoa; Chordata; Actinopteri; Anguilliformes; Anguillidae. Gene Ontology annotation, biological process: visual perception. Bases 294 to 3344 code for a protein of 1016 amino acids. The record is from RefSeq and is a predicted model, not a curated record.